Messenger RNA from Rangifer tarandus platyrhynchus (Svalbard reindeer), 534 nucleotides. NCBI's taxonomy places the organism in Eukaryota, Metazoa, Chordata, Mammalia, Artiodactyla, Cervidae. The record is from the annotation of a GenBank genome assembly.
AUGUGGAAACUUCAGUUAGAAGCUAGACAGUGGUUUGGGAAAGAGAAAAUGACAGCUGGGAUUAGGAUGACCUGGGAGACGGGCAAGAAAGAAAUGUCAGUGGUGAGAUUGGCAGGCCUUGACAGCUUUGAUACAGCUGGUGAGCGGGUGGUUGGUGUCAUGGAUGACAUACAGAUUUCCAGCUUGCUCAACCACAUCCAAAGGGAGGCAGAUCCAAGACUGCCCUGGCUGGGUCAUAACCUACCCUGUGGACAGGAUGGAACACGGUGGCUUAUCAAACCCACUAGAUUCAUUUGGAGUGGAGGAGAAGGGAAAGGGGAAGAAGAGGGGAAAACCGGCUGGAAAGACCCCAGCUGUAGCUCCCACAGCCCGCCUAGAGACAACAGGGAGGGACCAGUCUCUGGGCUCCUGGAGACACUGGCAGUCGGUACCACCCUUACUGUCUCCAUUAAUCACCAGUUUGCACUUGCCAUCUGGCCAGAUACCAGGGGACAGAACCCUGUUGCUUCAAGGGGCCCUAGGAGAGGUUUCUGA